This is a messenger RNA of Sinocyclocheilus grahami, 2573 nucleotides long. It is a transcript of the gene slc25a38b, whose product is annotated as solute carrier family 25 member 38b. Gene Ontology annotation, molecular function: glycine transmembrane transporter activity. The record is from RefSeq and is a predicted model, not a curated record. The transcript has 9 exons. NCBI's taxonomy places the organism in Eukaryota, Metazoa, Chordata, Actinopteri, Cypriniformes, Cyprinidae. Gene Ontology annotation, biological process: glycine import into mitochondrion. Bases 724 to 1587 code for a protein of 287 amino acids. Gene Ontology annotation, cellular component: mitochondrion; mitochondrial inner membrane.
UCCAGUCUCUAUUAAUAUGUCUUGGAGGACAAUUUAAAAAUAAGUAAUUUUUAACCAAGGCUUAACUUUCAUUUAUUUCAAGUGUUAGAGGAGUUUGGGAAGACAUUUACCUCAGUGUUCCCCGGAGCACGUUUGGAAUAAUCGAGCUAAAACCAGUUCUUCCCCGUUGUUCUGCAGACUGCGCAAAGAGUACGCAGGAGUUACGCAAACAACGUACAACUUUCUCGCGCAAGCGUAACUCCAAACUCUGUGCUGUGCUCACGGUCUCCGCGCAGGAAUGUGUUAUUGAAAACUGUUGUGUAACGUACGCCUGCUGUUUCACCUAUACUUCAAUAAACAUUGAUUGCUUGAAACGAAAAUACGGAACAACUGUGUGUAAGGUAAAGUUUAUGGCUUAUGAUGGAUUGAGAGGUGACCUAGCUUUACCGGCUAACUGACAGAAAUCAGCUGACGUGUGUUGCGCCACCUUAUUUCCAAUAUUUUCCAAGUGUGUUUAUUGUCAGCUUUGUAUUUUACGAAGAAAACCGUAUAGGAGCAGUUGUGACAAAGAGCGAGAAUCAUGAUGAAGAUCAGUCCUCAUUCACUCUUCCUCUUCGGUCCUUAACAGACAGUCUGGAAUCAAAGCUUUGACGUCUAAAACACACCACAACGGCCACAGAAGAGGUAAAAGGGAGGGAGUUGAGCUCUUCCUCUGUACAAACUUCAUCAUCCUCUCCAUCUGCAAUGGAGAUUGCACUGGCUCAUCCUGCCCUGAAGGCCUUCAUGUGCGGCUCUCUCAGCGGCACCUGCUCCACUCUGCUGUUCCAGCCGUUGGAUCUGGUGAAGACCAGACUGCAGACCCUGCAGAACAACAUGGACCCAGGUGCUCCUAAAGUGGGGAUGAUUACAGUCUUUUUCAACGUGAUCCGCACAGAGAAGCUGCUUGGCCUGUGGAAGGGGGUUUCACCGUCGUUCAUGCGCUGUAUCCCUGGUGUAGGAAUCUACUUCAGCACAUUUUACUCGCUGAAGCAGCACUUCUUCCAGGAUAGGUCUCCGAGUGCUGGGGAGGCGGUGUUGCUUGGGGCGGGGGCUCGUUGUGUGGCAGGCGUGGCCAUGCUGCCCAUCACAGUUAUUAAGACUCGUUUUGAGAGCGGGCGGUACAAUUACAUAAGCGUAGCUGGAGCCCUUAAAAGUGUGUGUCAGAAUGAAGGUCCCAGGGCUCUUUACUCCGGGCUCACAGCGACUCUGCUCAGAGACGCCCCGUUCUCUGGCAUCUAUGUCAUGUUCUACAGCCAGGCCAAAAAGGCUUUGCCACAGGAGAUCAGCUCGUCCUCCUUUGUCCCACUGGUUAAUUUUGGCUGUGGUGUAGUGGCUGGUAUUUUGGCCUCUCUAGCAACUCAGCCAGCAGACGUGAUCAAAACCCACAUGCAAGUGAGCCCAGCGUUGUAUCCCAAGACCAGCGACGCUGUACGCCACGUUUAUGCGAAGCAUGGCUUGAGUGGGUUCUUUCGAGGAGCGGUUCCUCGUUCUCUGAGGAGAACCCUCAUGGCGGCCAUGGCCUGGACUGUGUACGAGCAGCUGAUGGCACGCAUGGGACUGAAGCCCUAGACACCCAACGCACUUUAUGUGUGGACUUCAUUCUGUUUGUGUCCGUUACAGGAGUGUGUGCUUUUCAGACGAUGGUGAAAAGAUGGCAUUCUUUUAUCCUUGAAGGCUUGAUCAAAACAAAAGCAGCUAGUGUUGGCUGAGGUACCGGUAAUCGUAGGGUUCCGCGUGUGUGUGUGUCUUUGUGUGUUAGUGUUUUCAGGUGCAGUGAGUCGUUACCCCGUGACACCUCUGACAGUGACAUUCCUAAAUUGCCACAUUGUGAGUUUGUAUGCCUUGUUGACACCUGCAUAUUUAGAGAGGGGUCCGCACUGAUGAAUACCAAUGAGAGACUGCUGAAUCAUGUGCUGUCAGCUCACAAGAAAACACUCCUUUCACAGGAAGAAAAUCCCCCUUUUGGCAACUAACCUUAGCAGUGUUCUCAGAAAGUCCGUGGACUCCAGUGUCUGUGAUAGUUCUUAAGCAUGGUCCUCUGAGUUAAAUCCUUUUUAGUCAAGGAUGAGGAUUAGUGGGUGUUUAAGACUGGUCUUACCAAGACAUGUUGACAUAAUACUCCAGCGCUCCGACAAUCAGACCGAAUUACUCCAGGACUGCGAAACUGAACUGACGACACAUGACUGUCUCACCAACAUACUCCAUUCCGACUAUAAUUGCGUGUCUCUAUGCGAUGAUUGUGCUGUUCUACUGAUUUCCUGUGCUGUGUGACUGGAUGGGUUUAUCAGUGCAUUCCAAUACACUGGGUUUUUUAUUUUCUUUGAACGCUCGCUCCUGGGCACAGACAAAGCCAGGAUUUGGAUUGAAGGAGACUUUGUAAGACCUGGAGAAACAUUGGGAAGUAGAACGUAUCAGUGAGAAUUUACAAUACUUCAUGUAUCGUAUUUGCAAAUGUGUUGUCGGACGUUUUGUCGUGUUGACGUUGUGUGUAAAACCACUGUAAGUGUGGUGCUCAGUGUGAGCACAACAGUGUAAUGUUAAUUCUACAUGACCCA